AUGCCUAUGGGACGUUUGAAAGUGGUCAUUGUCGGAGGGUCCAUCGCGGGUCUACUUCUCGCCAACGCUCUUGCUCGACAGGGAAUUGACUUCGUUGUCCUGGAAGCUAGGUCGGAAGCUGCACCAUGUGAUGGAGCGGGACUAUGCCUUUUGUCGAGCGGGGCGCGUAUUCUGGAUCAGUUGGGGAUGUUCGAGGACAUCCAAUAUCACGGUGGUCCUAUUUCCGUCCAGCGCAUCUGGCGAGAUGACGGACAAUUACUUGGCCACACCGAAGGCUUGGCCUUGAUUACCGCCCGACAGGGCUAUCCUAUGAUUUUCAUUGAAAGACAACGCGUUCUUCAAGUCCUUUUUGACCAUCUACCAGACAAAGGACGCGUGCUCCUCGGAAAGAAAGUCAUAGAGAUAACCUCUUCGGAUGACCAAGCGAUAGUUGCGUGCUUGGAUGGAAGUACCUACCAAGCGGACAUAGUUGUUGGAGCCGAUGGGAUACACAGCAUUACGCGCAGGAAGAUGUUAAGGGAUAUUGUCAGCGACAGCCCAAAAUCGCGUAUAAUGCCGGAAGCUCUUGGACGAGUAUUCAGUGCUCAGUAUUCUGCGUUUUUCGGACUCUCCAAGCCCACACCCGGGAUGAAGAUCGGACAUUGUAACAGAACAUUUGCGCAUGGCUUUUCCUUUUUCAAUGCGGUGGGAAGGGAUGGUCAAAUAUUUUGGUUCGUAUUCCGUGACAUGGGAAAGGUAUAUGGCGAAAAAGAAAUCCCUCGCUUAGACCAAAGCAAGAUAGAGGAAGAUCUGGCCCCCUUCUUAAAUAAGUAUGUUGCAGAAGGGGUGCGGUUUCGGGAUAUAUUCGAGAACAGAGUCCGUUGCUCGCAUGUGCCUAUCGAAGAAGGUUUCUUGAAUCAGUGGACUACCCCAAAUCUGGGGCAAGGCGGGAACGGGGCGAUGGAGAGUGCCGCGUCCCUAGCAAACACGAUCGUUGCCGUGGCGCAAGCCAGCAUAUCCUCCGAACUAUCCCUUCCUCAGAUUUCAGCUUCCUUGAAAGAAUGGGCUGGAUCCAGACAGAAACGCAUGAGGCUACUCUGCGAGUUGGGCAACGGUUUUACGAGGCUUGAAGCAUUCCAUACGCUGAAAGACAGGGUGGUCGGUCUCUACCUCGGUAAAUACCAACUAGACGCCAUAGCAGAUAUUCUGUGCGAGACCACUGUUGGCGCCGAGAGACUGUCAUUUCUCCCACCUCCUCGGAGAUCAUUACAGGUCACAAUGCCAUUUGACACACGAAAAGGCAUCCAAGCUGCCACCAGAACUAAAUCACUAAUACUGCGUUCUCUUAUUGCGAUUACCAUGAUCUUCGCACUUCAACCCCUUCUGCAGCACUACAUUGCUGGCCGCAUCGUUGAUCAUUCGCCUACUUUACAUAAGCAUAACGGGCUAGCAUACGAAGAUGGCGGCUCUUAUACUAAUCACAAAAGCACUGAGACUCUAGCAGCAAUGUCACGAAUCGCAGACCACGGGGUGCUGCUAACAAUUUGGGCUGUGGAAAGCUGCAGAACAGGGAACAUUGCCACUUUGAUGUCAUUUUCCUUGUCUUUCUCUGUGAUUUCAGGAAUACUUGAAGGGACACAUGUGGUAGCCCCCUUAUACUUCUUAUUAUAUGCCAUACAGUCACCGGUGGCCAAAUUCGAUACGCCAGAUCGUCGCACAUGCGGCUUCAUACCACCACUCCCUCCAUCAUGGGGUGCCGACAAGGUAUACAAUCACUACGACAGACACGAAAAGGGAAUUCAGGCGGGGGCUGCAAUGGUUGUUAUCUGCUCCGGAUUAUGUCUUCCUUAUGGAGCAGUUGUAUCAAAGCAGCUUCGAUUGAUACGAGACGUAGACCCAAUUCUCGGCGACUUGUCUCUUGUGGCUUGUGGGGUAGCGAGUGUCACCUUCAUGAUGUCCUCUACAUUCUUAGGACUGGCGACGUUUCGGGAUUACGGGCCGGAAUUGACUUUACUUCUGAGUGAUUUGUUUUGGUUCACUCUCAUCAUGCAGUGGCCGCCGUUUUGGAUACAAAGUUGGACCAUAGCGUGGGCAAUUCUCUCGGACAAAAGUUCAGACCCUGCCUUUCCAAGGUCCUUAGCCAUCCUCAACUUCAUCGCUCCUUUGGCAUUGUCCUCGGCCACCGCCAUCCACCUUCAUCAGCAUGGACCAUAUGCAUGGAAUGGCGCACUGACCUUUUGGCUUGCUUUUGUUCUAUUCUUUGCCCAGGUUGGGCUUGAUCUAUUCACUAUGGGUCGGAACAUCCUUAGAAGUCGAAGGUUGGAACUGGCUGAGCAGACGAAUUGA
Molecule: messenger RNA, 2325 nt
Organism: Aspergillus tubingensis
Lineage: Eukaryota; Fungi; Ascomycota; Eurotiomycetes; Eurotiales; Aspergillaceae
Product: FAD-dependent oxidoreductase
Exons: 6
Coding region: 1-2325 (774 amino acids)
Molecular function (GO): FAD binding
Source: RefSeq, a predicted model, not a curated record